This is a messenger RNA of Calliphora vicina (urban bluebottle blowfly), 1052 nucleotides long. RefSeq lists its product as uncharacterized. Lineage: Eukaryota; Metazoa; Arthropoda; Insecta; Diptera; Calliphoridae. The transcript has 3 exons. The record is from RefSeq and is a predicted model, not a curated record. Bases 306 to 596 code for a protein of 96 amino acids.
UGUUGUGAUAUAAAAUCAUGUGCUUUGGAAAAUGCUCCAGUCAAUUAUCAUUGUAAAACGAAACUGAAAACAACCGGAGAACAACACGCUUAAAUUUAAAAAAAAAAAACAUUAAAACAAAACAAAAUAAAAACAAUUUUACUUCCGUAUGUAAACAAAUUAAACAAAUACAAAGAAAGAUAUUAAAUUUAAUUAUAAUAUAAAAAAUUCUAACGUGAAAUUUAAUUAAAAAAUUGCACCAGAAAAACAUCAGUGAACUUUUGCAACUAAAAUCAAAAUCAAAAGCAAAAUAAAUUGUUUAUAAAAUGUUGCCAAAAAGAUUCAAUUUGUUAGUGACAUUUGUUUUUGUUUUUACCAUCGUCCUUUUUUUGCCAGCCGGUCAAUGUGGCCCAGUGCCAAAAGUGAAUGAGCACGAGAUGUUAAUGCCGAAAGUACCACAAUGGCAUUGUCUACGUUAUUUCAAACAUGACGUUUUAAUGAUGAGACGCUGUCGACAUUUACGUGUGCCCACGGCUCCCAGAUUGGGUGAUGUGAAAAAAUAUAACCACACAUUUAAUUAUAACAUUGUUAAAACGACUGAUACCAAACAUAGUUGAUAAUUACAAUAUAUAAAUGAUGAAAAUAAUAUAUAAUUUUAGAAAUAGUAGUUGUGUAUUUAAUAAGUGUAAUUUAAACAUUUGAUACAUUUUUACAGCAAUUCUUGUUAAAACACUUAAAAUAUUCACAGUCAUAUUUCAUAUUUGAAAAAAAAAGAAAAUGUAUAAACCAAAAAUAUAGCCAAACUAACAAAAUGUAAAAUUUUUAUAUAAAAAAAUUUAAUUUUAAACAUAAAUGUACAAACAUAACAAGAGUAAAAAGUAGUUUUGUAUUCAAAUGGAAUACAUUUUAGUUCAGAGAUUUUUAUAUAAACUUUAGCUUGGAAAGUUGGAGGGAGCUAUGCUCUUGUUGUGUUUUAACAUUUAUUUAAAAAGCCAAAGUACUUCAUAGUUUUUAAGCUUUAUUUUUUAAAAUUGAAGAAAAUUAAUAAAAUGUUUUUUUUUUGAGAUUUAAAA